AUGUCUACUCCUGCUAUUUGAUAUCUUGUCCUAUCUUAUUGUCUUCACUCUUCUUUUCUUUCUAUUUAAGGUGGAUGGUAUUGUCUUAAACACGGGUCGAGAUGUUACUUUGAAUUUACUGGAAUCAAAGUCCAAUUGUAUAUCAAUACUAACCGGUCCAAUAUCCUAUCGAUAUAGAGUGUCCCAACUGAAGAUACAUUUCGGUACCCUAGAUUCUAGUGGCUCAGAACAUACCAUUAGUGGCCAAUAUUUUACAGCUGAGGUACACAUCCUUGCCUACAACAGCGACCUCUACAACAACUUCACUCACGCUAUUCAUUCUCCACAUGGAUUAGCAACGGUCGCCAUUUUUGCUACAAUUGGUGAUAAACCAAACAAUGAAUUCGAAGUGCUUUCAAAAGAAUUCCAAAAUAUUUUAUUUAAAGGUCAAGAAAGAAAUAUAUCGGAAAUAUUACUAGCUGACCUUCUACCCCAAACGGAACGAUAUAUGACCUAUGAAGGUUCGCUCACACAACCCGGCUGUCAAGAGACCGUCACGUGGAUAUUGCUAAACAAACCCUUAUACGUCACAAAAGAGCAG
This is a messenger RNA of Octopus sinensis (East Asian common octopus), 580 nucleotides long. RefSeq names its product putative carbonic anhydrase-like protein 1. The transcript is spliced from 4 exons. Gene Ontology annotation, molecular function: carbonate dehydratase activity; zinc ion binding. NCBI's taxonomy places the organism in Eukaryota, Metazoa, Mollusca, Cephalopoda, Octopoda, Octopodidae. The annotation marks the transcript as partial. The record is from RefSeq and is a predicted model, not a curated record.